AUGUCGUCUGCUGCAAUGCGGUCUGUUGCGACUGUGUUGCAAUCCGUUGCUGGUGUGAUGCCGUAUGCGGAUGCCGCAAAGGUUUUGACGACUACUCUAGUUGAUUCAGGUGCAACGACGAUUGCUAUCGCUGCUAGGGUUUUGCAGUCUGUCGUUGUUGGAUCUGGUGCGCCAGUGUCUAUCGUUGCUGGCUCUGGUGGACAGCUGAAAGUGGAGACGGAAGAGGAAAUAGAUUACAAUGUAUCUGUUUUUUCCACACAAGGAGUUAUCUGUCGGUUUAGGGGUUUUUGGUCUAGCCUGCCUCAGCUGCAUUCUUGGAACUCAGAACACUGGGAACCACUCAUUAUUGGUAAAGUUCAUAUUUACCCCAUGGCUAAAGGGGUUUUUGUUGCAAAGUUUGAGAAUGCUCAAGACAAAAAUAUUAUAUUAUGUGAUCAUUAUUUUAGUUGGGAGGGCAAAUUUAUGUUGAUGAUGAUUAAACCUUGGUACUCGGAUUUCAAUCCUUCUUCUGAAAUGUUUAACAAAAUCCCGUUUUGGGUUUUGCUUCCUAAUCUUCACUUUCAUCUAUGGGUUGAUCAUCUUUUAGAGGAAGUGGGUGAAACCCUUAGUGAUUUUUUGAUGGUGGAUGCCGAAUCUUCUGAUAUUCUUCACUCCACCUUUGUCCGUAUUCUGGUUGAAAUGGAUGUUUCAAAAGGGCUGUCUGCUGAGAUUAUGCUCAAAUCUUCUAAGGGAUGCUGGGUUCAAUCUUUGGACUAUGAGGGGAUACUUUUUCAGUGUAGAAGAUGUUUUAAAACAUGUCAUGUAGUUGCACAAUGUAGAUUAGAGAAGAAGACUAUGUCGGCUUCGUGGUGGAAAGGGGCUUCUGAACAACACUAUACGGUUGAGAAAAAAUUUGAGCAACCUAGGAGUUUUUCUCAAGUGGUUGCGUUGGAUUCUCAGGGUGUUGCGGCUUCCCCAUUGGAGACCACAAAUUGUGGGAACAUUGAUGUAGCACCUUCUUUGGAUGUCUCAAAGGGAGGGAAUUUUGAUGCUGAGUAG
Molecule: messenger RNA, 1038 nt
Organism: Cryptomeria japonica (Japanese cedar)
Lineage: Eukaryota; Viridiplantae; Streptophyta; Pinopsida; Cupressales; Cupressaceae
Exons: 2
Coding region: 1-1038 (345 amino acids)
Source: RefSeq, a predicted model, not a curated record